Molecule: messenger RNA, 1571 nt
Organism: Vigna unguiculata (cowpea)
Lineage: Eukaryota; Viridiplantae; Streptophyta; Magnoliopsida; Fabales; Fabaceae
Product: ferric reduction oxidase 6-like
Cellular component (GO): plasma membrane
Molecular function (GO): ferric-chelate reductase activity
Source: RefSeq, a predicted model, not a curated record
GUCUCUAAAUCCAGUUACUCCGGCGACAUGCACUUGCUUUCUCUCUCUGUUUCACUUCUCCCUUUCUUCCUUUUUCCUUUCUCUCUUUCUCUCUUUCUCUCUCCAAUUCACUUUGCCAAAUUUUCAAACAAACCAACCCCAUACGUGUAUUGUCAAAAUGUUGUCAGAUUAUUUUGUUGAAAUAUCGUUUCCGAAAUAAAUAUUUUGGGUUCCACACAAAAAGUUUUUGUCUUCAUUUCCACUUCAAGCUGGUAUUUUUAUGUGGCACUGGGCCUCAAGAAGCUGCAACUAAUUGCAUUAGUGAAUUGUGUGGAAUACCCUUUUCGGGGAGGAAGAAUUUGUGUCCAUGGAGAAAAACAAUUUUGAUUACAGUCCUUUGCUUUCUCCUCGUGGCGAUGAAACUGCAAGCAAGACACUAUCAUCUUCUCUUGUGUCAGCUACUAAAUGGACUCUCAAGUUUUUUAUCUCCGUCAUCUUUGUUUUGUGGACAGCUUUUAUUUUUUUUCAACCUGCAAAGCCUGUGCAUAACUUGUUUUCAAAAUGGUAUGAGCUCAGCCGUAAUACUCCUUUUGGAAUCACAGGAAGCAUCUUUUUGGUGUUCACUGCCCCAUUACUCAUAAUUGCAUUUCUUGCCAUUGCGCACCUAAAUCUUACUGGGGAGGAUCAACUUCAAGGAAAGAAGAGUUCCAAACUUCCUAGGUUCCGCCUAUGGACAUUUCCUGUGCUUAUCAGAGGACCAUUUGGGGUUGUUUCUGCCACAGAAUUCGUUGGGAUUGUCCUGUUUUUGCUGUAUGUUUUCUGGGCUACUUAUGCUUAUAGUGUGCAGGCCCUUGGAAUGAUCUCUGAAUCUGAUCUGUCCUCCUUUAGAGAGAAGAGCAUAUUCAUGAUAAAAAUUAUGGGACUUCGAACCGGCGCGAUUGGAUUAAUGUGUUUGGCAUUCCUAUUUGUCCCGGUUUCAAGGGGAUCUGUUCUUCUCCGCUAUAUAGAUAUCCCUUUUGGACAUGCCACAAGAUAUCAUGUAUGGCUGGGACACCUCACGAUGGUGAUGUUUACUAUCCAUGGACUUCUCUAUGUCAUUGCUUGGGCAAUGGAAGGCCUCCUUGUACAAAAACAAAGUUAUUUGAAAGAUCAGUCCAAUAAUGAAAAUGUUGAUGAUAAGAUUCACCAAAAUGGCUCUUUGGCUCCCAAGGAUCAAAGUGAAGACAGUGUUGAAAAGUCAACUGUUGUUACCUAUGGUUCCAGGCCAGACUUCAAAGAAAUCUAUGAAUCAAGUUCCAAGAAGUGGGGCCUUGUUGAUGUGGGUGUCAUAGUUUGCGGCCCUUCAACACUUCGGACAAGUGUUGCUGAAGAAAUCAGGUCACACAGCAUGACAAGACAACGCCAUGAUUCCAUCUUCCAUUUCCACAACCAUGGCUUUGAUCUCUAGCUCCCCAAAAGGAAGAUGGAAGACAACAUUAGCUAUUUAAGUAUAAUAUAAAUCCAUUUUUUAGAAAUAAAAAACAAACAGAAAAAUGUUUAACCUGUGUUACGAAUAGCUUACGCAUAUAUAUUACCUUUUUUUUUUCCUGCCA